This is a messenger RNA of Aspergillus lentulus, 1413 nucleotides long. RefSeq names its product mitochondrial distribution and morphology protein 10. The record is from RefSeq and is a predicted model, not a curated record. Gene Ontology annotation, cellular component: SAM complex; ERMES complex. Lineage: Eukaryota; Fungi; Ascomycota; Eurotiomycetes; Eurotiales; Aspergillaceae. Gene Ontology annotation, biological process: protein insertion into mitochondrial outer membrane; phospholipid transport; mitochondrial outer membrane translocase complex assembly.
AUGCUUGACUUCAUGGACUACAUCCAAUUGGCAUUCGCCGAGGCGACCAACUGGAACCGCGACAACUCAUAUUCGUCCCUGACAGCCACAGCGCAAUCGUUACUCGAUUUCUCGACUCCGGAGCGGCUGCGCGUCCAUCUUUCGUCCCUAGCCACUCCUCACUUCGCGACCAGUUAUACCCUCGGCACAGUUGGAUUGAUCGAUGGCUCCGUAUCGUACCUCUACAGCACCGUGCCUUUAAACAAUACUCCCAGCCGGAGCGCCCUUAUUCCACUGCGUAAACUAGCGCGCGGUUAUCGCCAAGUUCAGCCUCCAGUUGCCCCGGUGGAAGGUUGGGGGUGGCAGUCACUCCUUGAUGGACUCGGAUCCUCUGAGUCCAAACCCUCCGGCAAUGGCGAUAGUCAACUUUCGCUCGGGCGGAAGGCGACUCUGCUCAAUGCAACUUUGCAUCUUCCUCCCCCGACAACCCUGAAUGCCUUGUUCUUGCGCCGAAUCUCACCAACCAUGCAGCUGUCAUUGGCAGUCUGCUCGACCCGGGGACCUCCUCUAUCAAACUCUGCGCCGCAAGCUUCUCUCCUAGGUCAACUUUCCCACGACACGGGCAAGUAUAGCAAUGAAUAUCUGUUCAGCACGGACAAUUCGUUGUUCGGCUGGCGGGGGCUGUGGAAUUUCGGCCCAGACCCGCGCCAUACCAAGGAGAACGCAUCACCACGGUUAUCACUACUAUCGGCCGGCGCAGAAGCAUAUUACUCCCCCGUCUCUUCGCUCAUCGGCAUGUCAACUGGGUUACGGUUCAGCACCCUACCAGCAGCCACCGAGAUGCCGUCAUCAGCGUCAUCCACGUCUAGCACAACCACGACCUCAAACCACGGCACCCCAAUCUCCACCUUCCCAUACACCCUCACCCUGGUCCUAACACCACUCACCGGCUCCCUAUCAACCACCUACUCCCUACGCGCCUCGCCCAACCUAGCCUUCAGCUCCCGCUUCGGCUUCAACGUCUACAGCUGGGAAAGCGAAAUGGUCGCCGGCUGCGAACUAUGGCGGAAGAGGAAAUCCCCGCACCCGCCAAUCGAUGACGAUGGCCUUGAAUGGGCCAGGCGAAAGAUGCGCAUGGCCGAUCCCUCUGCCUUUCCUCCUGUGGAUCCCCCCACUGCUCAUAAUGAAAACCAGGAAAAUGAAUCAGUGUUGAAGAUCCGCGUCGAUCAGUCCUGGAAUGUGCGGUUGCUGUGGGAGGGCCGCGUGAAGGAGCUUCUAGUUAGUGCGGGUGUGGGGUUAGGUCCUAGUUCAUUCUCUUCGUCUUCGUGGGCUGCGAAUUCGACUGCAGCGGGGGGUGGGCAGUCUGUUGGCGGAGGUGUUUCUGGGAAAUCGUAUUGGCAUGGUGUUGGGGUGUCAGUUUCGUAUUCGUCGUGA